Molecule: messenger RNA, 3574 nt
Organism: Nanorana parkeri
Lineage: Eukaryota; Metazoa; Chordata; Amphibia; Anura; Dicroglossidae
Product: potassium channel subfamily T member 2-like
Exons: 28
Coding region: 167-3574 (1135 amino acids)
Biological process (GO): potassium ion transport
Cellular component (GO): membrane
Molecular function (GO): intracellular sodium-activated potassium channel activity
Source: RefSeq, a predicted model, not a curated record
GUGAACUGCUACCGGAAUAUAGGAGUGGAGAAGCGGUGAUAGGUGUGGGCUACCUCGAAAUCACUCCUUUAAAUGAAUGGGCAUGCUCAGCUGAAGGAGCAGGAUCUCAGAAGAGGACUUGGCUACUGAAUUUCCAAGAGGAAAGUAAGACGGAGCAGGUGACACCAUGGAGCUGGAGAAGGAUGUGCAGCCUCUGCCACCACGCUAUAGAUUCCGCGACCUGCUGAUGGGUGAUUGGCAGCAAGAUGACAGGGUCCUGGUAGAAUUUUAUGUGAAUGAAAACUCCUUCAAAGAGCGACUGAAACUAUUUUUUAUAAAAAAUCAGAGAUCAAGUUUAAGGGUCCGACUGUUUAAUUUCUCAUUGAAGCUGUUGAGUUGCCUGCUCUACAUCGUACGAGUAUUACUAGAUGACCCAAGAGAUGGCAAGGGGAACUGCUGGGAAUGUCCAAAACAGAACUAUUCUUCACAGCACAAAUUUGACUGGACCCCCAUCAUUUGGGUGAACAGACCUGUUCCUUUGUGGGCACUCCAGGUGCUUGUUGCAUUAAUCAGCUUUUUGGAAACUAUGCUGCUGACUUAUCUAGGAUACAAGGGAAACAUUUGGGAGCAGAUCUUGAGAUUCCCUUUCAUUUUGGAAAUGUUCAACACACUGCCAUUCUUUGUGACUGUGUUCUGGCCUCCAUUGAGAAGUCUUUAUAUACCAGUCUUCCUCAACUGCUGGCUGGCAAAACAUGCCUUGGAGAACAUGAUUAAUGACCUGCACCGUGCCAUCCAGAGGACCCAUUCUGCCAUGUUCAAUCAAGUCUUCAUCCUUAUAUGCACCCUUAUCUGCCUCAUGUUUACGUGUAUCUGCGGCAUUCAGCACCUGGAGAGAGCGGGCAAUAAUCUCACCCUCUUUGACUCCUUAUACUUCUGCAUCGUCACUUUCUCCACCGUGGGCUUUGGUGACGUAACCCCCAAGAUAUGGCCGUCACAGCUCCUAGUGGUCAUCAUGAUUUGCGUCGCCCUUAUUGUGCUACCUAUCCAGUUUGAGCAGCUGGUGUUCCUCUGGAUGGAAAGGCAGAAGUCAGGAGGGAAUUACAGCCGUUACCGCGCACAGACGGAGAAACAUGUGGUCCUGUGUGUCAGCACCCUAAAAAUAGAUCUUCUCAUGGAUUUCUUAAAUGAAUUCUACGCACACCCCCGGCUGCAGGAUCAUUAUGUCGUCCUCCUCUGCCCCACUGAAAUGGAUUUGCCUGUAAGAAGAGUUCUGCAGAUCCCUUUGUGGUCACAGCGCGUUAUCUAUCUGCAGGGCUCAGCUUUAAAGGAUCAGGACCUCAUGAGGGCAAAAAUUGAUGACGCGGAAGCCUGUUUUAUUCUCAGCAACCGCUUUGAAACAGACCGCAUCGCAGCGGAUCAUCAGACCAUUCUCCGGGCAUGGGCAGUAAAAGACUUUGCUCCCAACUGUCCUCUCUUUGUCCAGAUUCUCAAACCUGAAAACAAGUUUCAUAUUAAGUUUGCAGAUCAUGUGGUCUGUGAAGAAGAAUUUAAGUAUGCCAUGUUGGCGCUUAACUGUGUAUGCCCAGCCACCUCUACGCUGAUCACUUUACUGAUUCAUACCUCUCGGGGACAAGAUAAUAACCCCACAUCACCUGACCAGUGGCAGAAGAACUACAGCCGUUGUUCCGCCAAUGAGAUCUACCACAUACGACUGAGCGAGAGUAAAUUCUUUGGAGAAUAUGAAGGGAAAAGCUUCACAUACGCCUCCUUCCACGCCCAUAAAAAGUACGGUGUGUGCCUAAUUGGAGUUUGCCGGGAAGAUAAAGCCAACAUUUUCCUGAAUCCAGGUCCUUGCCAUAUAAUGUCAACUACAGAUACAUGUUUCUACAUCAACAUAUCAAAAGAGGAGAACUCGGCCUUCAGUUUUAAAGAACACGAGCACAUGCAAAGAUCAGGAGCACCCAAAUCUGCUUACCAUGGCCUGACCAGGCUUCCAGUACACAGCAUUAUAGCCAGCAUGGGCACAGUGGCCAUCGAUCUUCAGGGGUCAAGAAGCCCAGAGAGUGUUGAUGGCAACCUGCUAAGCCCACCAGCCGACUCCACUCAUAAGAGAAAACACAGCAUUGAUCCUGUGCCUGACCUUAUUGAUGGUGAUACCAACACAUCCUUCGACCUGUUGAGUGACCAGUCCGAGGAUGAGAUCAGUCAGUCAGAUGAAGAGCUGGGCUCUUACAAUGACUGGGUAAAGGGCUAUCCCUCUAACACACCCUACAUUGGCAGCUCCCCCACUUUAUGUCACUUACUCCAGCAAAAAAGUCAGUACUGCUGCCUGCGACUUGAUAAGGGUUGCCACCAUUUCCCCUACGAAGAUGCACGGGCAUACGGCUUCAAGAACGCCUUGGUAAUUGUAUCGGCAGAGCGAGCAGGAAAUGGGUUAUAUAACUUCAUUGUUCCUCUCCGAGCGUACUACAGACCCAAGAAGGAACUGAGCCCUAUCAUUCUUCUCCUGGAAAACCCACCUGAUACACAGUUCCUUGAAGCCAUCUGUUGGUUUCCUCAGGUCUAUUACAUGGUGGGAUCCAUUGACAAUCUAGAUGACAUGCUGCGCUGUGGAGUAAGCUAUGCUGCACACAUGGUGGUGGUCGGAGAAGAGAACUCAAUGAUCGCAGAGGAGGAUUACAUGGCUGAUGCACGAACCAUCGUCAAUGUACAGACUCUCUUCAGGCUUUUUCCAGGAUUAAACAUCAUUACAGAAUUGACGCAUCCAGCAAAUAUGAGAUUCAUGCAGUUCAAGGCCAAAGAUAAAUACUCAGUGGUGCUGUCUAAGCUGGAGAAGAGGGAGCGUGAGCGGGGAUCUAAUCUGGUCUUCAUGUUCAGACUGCCGUUUGCUGCUGGGAAAGUCUUCAGUGUCAGCAUGCUGGAUACGCUCCUAUACCAGUCCUUUGUUAAGGAUUACAUGAUCUCCAUCACACGUCUUUUACUGGGUCUGGAUUCAAUGCCGGGUUCUGGAUUCCUAUGUGCUCUGCAGGUGACAGAAGAGGACCUUUGGAUUCGGAGCUACGGUCGGCUAUAUCAGAAGCUCUGCUCCACUACCGGGGACAUACCUAUCGGCAUCUUUCGCACCGAAACCCACAUGCUGCCAGUUUCAGAGGUAUACAUUGUUUGGAAUGUAAGCUCUCAUGAGCAGCGCCCUCCUUCACAGGUCUCCAUAAGUGUGGAGGACUAUGAAGACACAAGGGAGACUCGUUGGGGAGACACAAUCCAAAGCCGAGGCCCACACCGCAACUCAACCUCUAGUGACCAGUCUGAGCACCCAUUGCUGCGCCGAAAGAGCAUGCAAUGGGCCAGGAGGCUAAGUCGCAAAGGAGCAAAGCAACCUGGGAAAUCAGCUUCUGAAAGGAUUAGCCAGCAGAGAAUGAGCCUCUACAGGCGGUCAGAGCGCCAGGAGCUCAACGCUUUGGUGAAGACCAGAAUGAAGCAUUUGGGCCUUUCCACAGCACAGUACAUGGACAUUAUGGACACAGACAAUUCACUAUCUUAUAUUCUAAUAAAUCCGCCCCCGGAUACCAAGCUGGAACUUAAUGAUGUUGUGUAA